This is a messenger RNA of Juglans microcarpa x Juglans regia, 845 nucleotides long. RefSeq names its product calcium-binding protein KIC. The transcript has a single exon. The record is from RefSeq and is a predicted model, not a curated record. Gene Ontology annotation, molecular function: calcium ion binding. NCBI's taxonomy places the organism in Eukaryota, Viridiplantae, Streptophyta, Magnoliopsida, Fagales, Juglandaceae. The coding region runs from base 195 to 563 and encodes 122 amino acids.
CAUCUUUCGGUUUUUGGACCUGCCUAGCUUUCAUGACUUUAUAGUUCAAAAGCAAAGCAAGGAAACUUUCUAUGUUUAUAAAGGCUUCAGGGGUCUUCAAUAUACCUACUGUUAUAUGUCUUUUGAGCUGUUGAUCUUUGUGCCACCACCACUAAAAUCCAGUCAACUAGGAAACUUCUUUCAUCACCAGGACAAUGGAGGACAACAUGAAAACCACCAUGAAGAUGGAAUUUGAGGACUUGCUGCCAGUUAUGGCAGAAAAGCUAGAUGUCGAGGCCUUUGUGACCGAAUUAUGCAAGGGAUUCAAGCUUCUAGCAGACCCAGAAAGGAAGUUGAUAACACCCGAGAGUCUAAGGAAAAAUUCAGGACUCCUGGGUAUGGAGGGGAUGAGCAAAGAGGACGCGGAGGGGAUGGUUAAAGAAGGCGAUCUUGAUGGCGAUGGGGUGCUUAAUGAGACUGAGUUUUGCAUUCUGAUGGUGAGGCUGAGCCCCGGAAUGAUGGAAGAUGCAGAGGCAUGGCUCGAGAAGGCGCUUGAUCAAGAGCUGAGGAAAUCUUCAGCUUGAUUGUGCAUUGAUCAGUAUUUGUAGCAGCAAAAAGGCUGUUCUUCUGGUUUCUGUAACUUGGCUAUGGGAGACAAUUAUCAAAUUUAUAUGGUCCGGUCCGAUUGUUAAGAUUGGUUCAGGCUACAGCUUUUGUCAUCAACAAAUUAGGAAAAUGGGGCUUAAAAUCUUGUGUUAUAAUAAUAUUGUUAUUGUCUGGGUAUGUAAUAUUAAUGUUUGGAUUAAAAUUGGUCAAAACUAGACUCUGAAUAAGACGUUGGAAGAAUAAAUUAGGACCAUAUUUUG